Messenger RNA from Gadus macrocephalus (Pacific cod), 2353 nucleotides. RefSeq names its product protein c-Fos-like. Gene Ontology annotation, biological process: regulation of transcription by RNA polymerase II. The coding region runs from base 537 to 1757 and encodes 406 amino acids. Lineage: Eukaryota; Metazoa; Chordata; Actinopteri; Gadiformes; Gadidae. The transcript has 4 exons. The record is from RefSeq and is a predicted model, not a curated record. Gene Ontology annotation, molecular function: RNA polymerase II cis-regulatory region sequence-specific DNA binding; DNA-binding transcription factor activity, RNA polymerase II-specific. Gene Ontology annotation, cellular component: nucleus.
AGUGAGAUAAUCGAAUAACGUAGGCUAUGCAAUGUUAAUAGGUCCAAACAUACUUUGCAACACAGGUUGUUAAAUGGAAUAGUUCCACUAACCCGCGGUAUGGUGUAAUGGGACAGGGCCUAUAUGUACGGAUCACUGUGUAUCAUGUUUUGUCUCAAGCUGCCCAGGCAUCGUAUCAUGGACGGUGCAUAUUCCUCCGGGCACAUUGCAUCGUCGAUCCACUGGUUGUGUUGUGACAGGAUAAAAUUGAAUAGACAAUAGGACCGAUGUCAACAAGCACAUCUGUAUGAUUCCACACGGGGGUUAGAUGUUCGAUUAAUCAAAUAAUACGCCGACAACAGCGGUUUACUUUUUUCUGAUAGUCGGUUUCACUCCCCUCCAUGGAUGGUACGGUCUGUGUUCAUUCAUAAAAUUCUAGCAGAGUAUAAAAGGAGGGGCUUGCGUUUCAGUCAUCUAUGUGCCAGGUAUAUACCUGGAGGGGCAGUUUUCUGUAUUGAACAAAGGGUGACAUAUAAUAUCAAGACAUUGUAGUCAUCAUGUAUGUCAACAGCUUGCCGCCUGACAUGGACACAGCAUCCGCCUGCAGUACAGAAUCCAGUGACGGGAUUAACACGUUCAAGAAAUGCGAGGAGACCCGUGAAGACGCGGGGUCGACAGCGUCCUCUCCGGAGGACAACGUGAAGGAACUCAGCCAGGAUAUGGACACGCAGGUCGACUCCUUUAUUCCAACAGUCACCGCAAUCGCUACUACCCCAGAUUUCCAGUGGAUGGUCCAGCCGACCAUCAUUACAUCCGUCAGCCAGACUCUCGGCAGCAAGCCGGCCAAUAGCGUGCAGAGCUCUCCCCGAGCAGCAUCCAAAGUAGGCGGGACAAAGGGGAAAAAUUCUGCAAGGAAGGGGAAAGCAGAACAGCUCUCUCCAGCGGAUGAGGAGAAGAAGAAGGUGCGAAGGGAGCGCAAUAAAAUGGCUGCAGCCAAGUGUCGCAACAGGCGACGGGAACUCACAGACACCCUGCAAGCUGAGACGGACAUACUGGAGGAGGAGGGAGCCGCUCUGGAGCUGGAGAUCGCCAGCCUGCUGAAGGAGAAGGAGAGACUGGAGGACGCCCUCUCCACGCACAAACCCAUGUGUCAGCUGCCCGAGGAGCUGGGCGUCAUGUUCCGGGACGCCGCCCCUGCUGCCGCCGCCGCCGCCGCCGCCCCCGCUGCCGCCGCCGCCGGGCCCCCCGACUUCCCCCCCGGCAGCCCGAGCGGUGAGGACAGGCUCCAGGAGGACGGGGGCAGCCAGGACGGCGUCCUCCUGCAGGACGGCAUGGACGCCCAGCCCAGCGACCCGUCCGCCGCCAUCUCCGGCGACUCCGACAUCCUGCUGUGCGCCAGCGCGGAGAUCAGCGGCUGUGACCUGGAGCCGUCCCUGGAGGUGAAGGAGGGGGCGCUGCUGGACGAGCUGGUGUCGGGCCUGGAGGACGACGACGGGGCCCCCAUGGAGACGGGCCGCUCGGUGCCCGACAUCGACCUGAGCAGCUCGCUGGGGGUGUCCGACUGGGAGACGCUGUACAAGUCGGUGUCCGGGGACCUGGAGCCGCUGAGCACGCCGGUGGUGACCUCCACACCCACCUGUAACAGUUACCUGUCCGUCUUCACGUUCGCCUGUCCCGAGCUGGAUGCCCUCCCGGAGGGGAUGGAUGGCGUUAAGGGCGGAGCGGGAAAGACUGAAUCAGGGGACCUGCUCAACUCGCCCACUCUCCUCGCUUUGUAAGGUCUAAAGAGGGAGAGAUGUUCUGAGCUUGGAUCGCUUUUUACCACAUGGUUUUGAAAUUGUUCCACCGAUGUAUGCCCACGGUAUUCUAUGACACUUUAACGAGAAACUGCAUUCAUGACAUGUAUUGUAUGCGUGUGUGCCCAAUCAGAAAUAUAAACUUUACUACAUGGUAAUGGAGCUGAAAGCAUGCCUUUUUAAGUUUCAUAAAAGGGAGAUGAGUUCUGGCGUUAUAGCGCAUGCUGAGGAUUGUCAGAGCUCAUGUUUGAUCUGUUACUAGAUCUAAGAUGUAUUGUUGAAUUAAUGUUACAGUUUGGUUUCGUGUCAGUGAUGUGAUGACUGCUGUGACCGUUUUAACCAUCCGUGCUCCGCCUGACAUACCUCACACCACCGACUCGUCAAAACCAUCGUUACACUGUUUAUGGUUUUCCAUGAAAACAUCCAUAUAUCUAUCAAGAUGUAAUUUAUGAUAAUUUAUUUUUUUACUUCUGAGAAUUUGACUUAUUCGUCAAAUAAUUCAAACAAAAGAGCAUUGAUUGCUUAUUUAUUCUGGAUAAUCAUAAUAAAUGUUCACUCAGUGAUGUCUGGAUAACCUU